This is a messenger RNA of Sphaeroforma arctica JP610, 1306 nucleotides long. RefSeq lists its product as hypothetical. NCBI's taxonomy places the organism in Eukaryota, Ichthyosporea, Ichthyophonida. Bases 217 to 1020 code for a protein of 267 amino acids. The transcript has a single exon. The record is from RefSeq and is a predicted model, not a curated record.
GUGGAGUUUUAAAUGAAGUUCUACGGGAUCGUCAGAGAUCACGUCAGUGUCGCACUGGAGUACAAACACCUGGAUCAGCCGUGAACCGGUGGUAGUUGGUACACAGGCCAAUCCUUUUGUUAGCCCCAGGCGUGCUUCACUCACAUUGAUUGAAAGCUAAUUUAUCACAACCACAUACAUAACUACAUACUGUUCAAUUCCCAUAUUUUGCCUACGAUGUUAGCUACCGAAUAUGGGAGGGCAAACUACAUGCUGCUGGACCCGAUGACUGCCAACCCCCCGGCUACUUCGGUGGACUCAAUCACCAACACGUGUGAUCUCGAGCACACAUACUUUCCUCGCAGAUCGAUAUUUAGGCAACGUAAGGGUACAAUGGUUCCGUUGCGAUGGUACGUGAAUAAAAUACCUGAAGAGAAUACUAGUUUAACUAAGUGUAAGCUGUUGUUUGAGCCUGAUGUGGUGGAGGUCAGGUUAGGAACCCCUGCACGCUCAGUGUUUGGUAGUCAGGAGCUUCCUCAUGCCGCCAGGCGUAGGGCUGGGAUGCUUGUAGCAUCUGGACUGGAUGCUGCUGCUAACUGCGGCAACUCUGGUGUUGAGAAGUCUGGUAUCAAUGUGGAAUACAGGACUGCCAUGGAUGUGCAAGUGCAAUUGCAUCUGCCUGCUGAUAUCCUUGAGGAUCUGUACACCCCCCCACCCAGUCCAAAGCCUUGCCGCAGCGAAAGUAACAAUCUAUUAGACCUACACACAAAUACGCUUUUAAUAUGUGAAGAGAGUAAUAGUAUUGACUCAGGCGCUGGCCUGGAAGACGAUGUGAUGGACUUUGAGCUUGCGCUUGAUGUUGAAUCCUUGCCUGUAGAGUAUGAUCUGAGCAGCUUGAGUCCAAGGUUCUCAAGACCUGGAUUGUGGAGCUACAACGAUCCCUCGAUGAGCUAUGCUACCAUGGAGGAUGCGGAUGACGAUGAUGUAUUCAUGAGCUUUGGGAGGCAGUCGUUUGACGAAGGAGUUUUGUCGAACGCUUAAGAUAUAGAAUAUGCUCUUUGAAUAGUAAGGUGUGGAUGUAGUGUAAUGUAGUUAUGGGCAUCGAGGGACAGCGAGUUUGUACCUGAAUGCGAAUCCGUAAUGAUGUAUAAGUAGAUAGUGAUAGAAUUAGGUAUGGUGUAAUCGUGACGAGAGAGAGAACGAAGGAAAGUCUCAGUGCCGGGAUCAGUGUGGUCGCAGUGGUACGUUAUACCGUCGAGUGGUCUGUACUGGUGACUGCUUCUCGAGAAAAUGGGAUAUAUAUAUAUAUACAAAUAUAUAUAUAUAU